Lotus japonicus is the source of this 2162-nucleotide messenger RNA. Its product is annotated as KH domain-containing protein At4g18375-like. Gene Ontology annotation, molecular function: mRNA binding. NCBI's taxonomy places the organism in Eukaryota, Viridiplantae, Streptophyta, Magnoliopsida, Fabales, Fabaceae. Bases 100 to 1764 code for a protein of 554 amino acids. Gene Ontology annotation, biological process: regulation of gene expression. Gene Ontology annotation, cellular component: cytoplasm; nucleus. The transcript is spliced from 7 exons. The record is from RefSeq and is a predicted model, not a curated record.
ACAAAAACAAGUGCUACAAGAAACCCUAGCGGCUACACCUUCAUUCUGUUGUUUUUUCUCUUCACUCGAAACCGUUCAGCACUAGCCAAAUUGCAAGCGAUGACCGGUCAACGCGGUUCUUACGGCAAACGCUCCCACUCCCAAUCCGACUCCGACCACCACAACGGCGGCGGUAACAGGAACAAACGCCGGAACCCUGGCGGCGACGACCAGCAAUCCCACAUCGGCCCCGACGACACCGUCUACCGCUACCUCUGCCCCAUUCGCAAGAUCGGCAGCGUCAUCGGCCGCGGCGGUGACAUCGUCAAACAGCUCCGGGCCGAAACCAAGGCCAAGAUCCGCAUCGGCGAGACACUCCCUGGAUGCGACGAACGUGUUGUUACCAUCUACAGCUCCUCUGAGGAGACUAACGAUGUUGAGGACUCCGGCGAACCUAUCUCCCCGGCGCAGGAUGCGCUCUAUAGGGUUCACCAGAGGGUGAUUGCUGAAGACCAGCGCUACAGUGAGGAUGAGAUGGAAGAAGAUGGAGCGAACCAGGUCACUGCGAAGCUUCUGGUUCCGUCUGAUCAGAUCGGUUGCGUGAUUGGAAAAGGUGGCCAGAUUGUUCAGAGUAUUCGGAGUGAAACCGGAGCGCAGAUUCGGAUCCUUAAGGAUGAUCGCUUGCCUCCUUGCGCCUUGAGCAACGAUGAACUUGUUCAGAUUUCUGGGGAGGCUGCGGUUGUGAAGAAAGCACUGGUUCAAAUUGCAACUCGGCUUCAUGACAAUCCGUCACGUUCUCAGCAUCUGCUUACUUCUGCGGCUCCUGGUGUUUAUGCAGCUGGCGGUCCAAUGGUGCCGGCUGCAGGCCCUCCAAUUAUGGGGAUGGCUCCUCUUGUGGGUGCUUAUGGGGGCUAUAAAGGUGAUGUUGGAGAUUGGUCAAGGUCCAUGUAUUCAGCCCCUAGGGAUGAAGGGUCUAUGAGGGAGUUUUCGGUUCGAGUUGUUUGUCCAACCGGAAACAUUGGGGGAGUGAUAGGUAAGGGUGGUGCUAUAAUAAAUCAAAUUAGACAGGAUUCUGGUGCUACGAUCAAAGUUGAUAGUUCAGCAACUGAAGGAGAUGACUGCUUAAUAGCCAUUUCAACAAAAGAGUUCUUUGACGAUUCUUUCUCCCCGACAAUUGAAGCAGCUGUGCGUUUGCAACCCCGGUGCAGUGAUAAAGUUGAAAGGGAUUCAGGGAUUGUCUCUUUUACUACCCGGUUACUGGUGCCAUCCUCACGAAUUGGUUGCCUUAUUGGUAAAGGAGGAACUAUCAUAACUGAAAUGAGGAGGCUUACGAAAGCUAACAUCCGCAUCCUACCUAAGGAAGAUCUUCCUAAAAUUGCAUCUGAAGAUGAUGAAAUGGUGCAGAUAUCUGGAGACCUUGAUGUUGCCAAGGAUGCUCUCGUGCAAGUGCUUACACGCCUAAAAGCAAAUCUUUUUGAUAAGGAGCGGGCUGUUCCAGGAUUCCUUCCUGUAAUGCCAUAUCUCCCUGCUUCUGUUGAUGGAUCAGAUGGUUUGAACUAUGACAGUAGAGAUGGUAAACGGCAUGGACGUGGACAUUCUUACUCUAGUGGCUAUGGAGGCUUAAGUGAUUUGCCACCGGGUGACAGUUAUGGAAGCUAUGGAAGUCCACAGGUUGGUAGUGGUGGUCCUUAUGGAGCUUAUGGAAGUUAUGGUUUGGGACGGACCAGUACUUCUGGAUUGUCUAGCCAGAAUGGUGUUUCUCGGAGGAGAAACCCAGGAUACUAAAACUUGAUGGGUCUCUACAGCUGAGUCCUGUGAAGCCCGCAGCCUCUGCCUAAACCAGAAGACCAGCUGAACCAGGGUUUGACAAAAUGGCCCCCCUAGACGCCUCCACCUAGUGGACCAAACAUAUGGAGACUAAUGAAACUGGCCAUGUCCGUUUUACCUUAUUUCCCAAGCUUGAUAACUCGUGUCCCAUGAACCUUUAAAGCCGGCUUGCCUUUGUGGCUGUUUUUUUAAUUCCUGUUCACUGUCUUUAGAUCUGAAACACCAUGUAGCUAUGAUCCUCUGGCAGUUGUAUACCUGUAUUAAUAUUAUUGUGUUUUGUUUUCCUUAUAGUUCAUUGUUUCAUGCAGCAUGAACUUUUAUAGAUAUUUGAAUUUGAUGAUGUUGAUUCUUGGUAA